Molecule: messenger RNA, 3171 nt
Organism: Chiroxiphia lanceolata (lance-tailed manakin)
Lineage: Eukaryota; Metazoa; Chordata; Aves; Passeriformes; Pipridae
Gene: SUCLG2
Product: succinate-CoA ligase GDP-forming subunit beta
Exons: 11
Coding region: 20-1318 (432 amino acids)
Biological process (GO): tricarboxylic acid cycle; succinyl-CoA metabolic process
Cellular component (GO): succinate-CoA ligase complex; mitochondrion
Molecular function (GO): ATP binding; succinate-CoA ligase (GDP-forming) activity
Source: RefSeq, a predicted model, not a curated record
GGGCGGGGACAGCGAUAAGAUGGCGGCUCCGCUGGCCGGGCAGGCGGGGGUUGUGCUGCGGGACCUGGCUCUGCGAUCCGCCCGCCUGCGGGGCGGCUUCCCGGCUGUUCAAUUAACCCCCAGACGAUGGCUGAACCUGCAGGAGUACCAAAGCAAAAAAAUAAUGGCAGACCACGGGGUUACAGUUCAGAGAUUCUUUGUAGCUGAUUCUGCAAAUGAUGCCCUGGAGGCUGCUCAGAGACUAAAGGCAAAGGAAAUUGUUCUGAAGGCACAGAUUCUGGCUGGAGGGAGAGGAAAAGGUAUUUUCAAUAGUGGAUUGAGAGGAGGAGUUCAUCUAACUAAAGACCCUAAGACUGUUGAACAGCUGGCUAAACAGAUGAUUGGGUACAAUCUGUCAACAAAACAAACUCCAAAGGAUGGUGUGACAGUUAAAAAGGUGAUGGUUGCAGAAGCCCUGGAUAUUUCCAGGGAAACGUACUUUGCAAUUCUGAUGGACAGAGCCUGCAAUGGACCUGUCAUGGUUGGCAGUCCCCAGGGUGGUGUGGACAUAGAAGAAGUUGCAGUAACUAGCCCAGAACUUAUCUUUAAGGAGGAAAUAGAUAUUUUUGAAGGCAUAAAGGAUCGUCAGGCUUUGCAGAUGGCAAAAAAUUUGGGAUUCCAAGGACCUUUGCAACAGCAGGCAGCAGAUCAAAUUAAGAAGCUGUAUAAUCUUUUCUUGAAAAUUGAUGCCACUCAGGUUGAAGUGAAUCCCUUUGGUGAAACUCCAGAAGGGCAAGUUGUUUGCUUUGAUGCCAAGAUAAACUUUGAUGACAAUGCAGAAUUCAGACAAAAAGAAAUAUUUGCCAUGGAUGACAAGUCUGAAAAUGAGCCCAUAGAGAACGAAGCUGCCAAAUAUGAUUUGAAAUACAUAGGACUGGAUGGAAACAUUGCUUGCUUUGUCAAUGGAGCUGGACUUGCCAUGGCAACAUGUGAUAUAAUAUCCCUGAAUGGUGGAAAGCCAGCCAACUUCUUGGAUCUCGGUGGAGGUGUGAAAGAAGCACAAGUGUACCAAGCAUUCAAGCUGCUGACAACAGAUCCAAAGGUUGAAGCAAUCCUUGUAAACAUAUUUGGUGGGAUCGUGAACUGUGCCAUCAUAGCCAAUGGUAUCACCAAAGCCUGUCGAGAGCUCAGGCUGAAAGUACCUCUGGUGGUCAGACUGGAAGGAACAAAUGUCCGUGAAGCCCAGCGCAUUCUGAGUGAAAGUGGACUCCCCAUCACAUCUGCCAAGGACCUUGAGGAUGCAGCAAAGAAGGCAGUGGCUAGUGUGGCCAAAAAAUAACACCCUGAAGAUUAUUCUCAUGGAAAGACAUCAUUCCUGUUGUUAUUUCGGAGGAUUAGUGGAGUUUUCCUAAGCAGUCGUCAGGUUUGGUGGACCUAAUUUGUGAUACAUGGCCAGCUCAGGCCUUAGGCUUGCAAGUUAGGCUUCAGAACUUUUGCAGCUACAAUCUUGAGAAGUUUAUAUGUCUAAUCUUGGUAAUCUAAUUUUGGUAAUUUUGUUACAAUUGUAAUAAGUAAUACUUCCUAAAUUUCUUUUUUGUCUCUCCUUCCAAAAUCGUUACUGAUAAACUCAUGAUAAGGUACAAUAAUUAGUAACUGACUUGUAUCAACAGGAUUAUUCUUUAAUCAAACACAUGUAGGUCACCUAUUUCACAAUAUUUUAAUUAAUUUUUUUAUAUUGUAAAGCGUCGGCAAACUAACGGGUUUAUAUUUUUAUAGACUUUUAGAAUAAUGUAAAAAAUUGUGCUUACAAUACCUAUUUUUAUUAAAAUGAAUGCUGUUUAUUUUCUUUUUUUUUUUAGCAACCACUGAUUUUGCCUUAAGACAAUUUCCUUUUGUUGAUGCCAAAGUAUACCUCACAAUAGGAAACGGGAUUAAACAGUUGGUAGUGAAAAGACCUUCCACUCUUUUACUGUGCCUGUAAACCUGUGAAAUGUGAUUCAUUUAUUUUCUAGUUUUUGGAAAUGAGGUGCAGUACUUCUAGGUGUAGCAGGGCCAUACAGGGAGCUCCAGGAGGAUGAGUCUGCCAGCAGGAAAAUGGCUGCUAACUUUUUGAGAUAACCUCUUUCGUAAGUAUGUCAGUGCUGUGAGGUUUUAAAAUAAGAUGAGAAACUGAAGCAGUUUUCUGCCCAGGAGCAUGGAGUAUUCUUCAAUUGAUUUAACUUCCAAAAACCAUUUCUGAUUUAUUUGGAAUAAAACAUAAAUGAACUUUUCCAUUUUUAAGGUAUUUGAUUUCUCAGGCACCAGUAAAAAUAUGUACAAGGAAAAAAAAAAAAUCUGAGUUUCAGUACUCAGAUAUUGACCAACAUUUAUUUUGAUUGUAUCUUCUUUUGUAACAGUCAAAAUUCAAGCUGUUAAUUACACAAAUCAUUCAUUCAGGGAACAGAAGGUGACAGCAAACAGCUUGUGUAACUGAAGAACUCGGUACAAAUCUGACUCAGCCCAGGACUUAUGUGCUGAAAAUCAUCAAUAAAUUUGAACAGUGAACAAAUGAAGGGAUAUUAUGAUCUGGUCUUGUAAAUGGGCAGAGAGGUAAAAAUUUGUGUAAUAAAUUCCUAAUUGUGAUUUUUUUUGAGUGGCUCUAAUCAAUACCGUGUUCCACUUAGAAAAAUGUAAAUAAAUUUCUCAUGACAUUUCCAUUAGAACUGUUACAUUCAAAAUAAAUUAUCUGCACCAAUCUUUGGCUCUUGACACAAAUAGUGUAGAUAGGUUGCUAUCAUCAAUUCCUGCAGGUUUUUUGUUCUCCAUUCCUUUCUCUACAUAUUGCUUAAGGAAAAAAUGUGUGACCAUUAGAACAGCAAUAAAUAUGCCAUGAGGUGUGUAGUUAUUGACUGAAUGAAGGAGAAGGGUGUCGUUAGCAGCUCCCUGGAAGGUGCAUAAAAGCACAGACCUCUCUGAAGGAAGAGAUGUUUACCUCACCACAAUAUAUAAAACAAUCUCACUCUAUUUUAUAUAUUUUAAUACUGGAAACAGAAGCAUUCUGUGGAAGAACUGUUUGUGCAGUGUUGUCUCACGCUGUGUCUCUAAAUUGUGGUCUCAAAACUAUUCAUUAUGUGUGUACACAAUUACUGUUCUGCAAAGAUUAAUGCUAUGUACACAGUUUCGUCAAAUAAAUGUAAAAAGUAACAUGUUUAA